GCCUACUCCAAUAUUCCCAGCAAGAAAAGAUGCCCUCUAUGUUUACGACUAAAAUAUUCUGCCAAAUGGGUGAGAAACCGUAAAGCGAUGACUAAAAUAAAGCUUCAAUGUUGAAGAAAGUUUUACCCGCCAAAAUCUUUUUGUCAUCUUCAAUGCUUUCCGGGUUUAGGCCUUCCACCAAUAUAUAUUAACACUCCCGUUCCUUUUUCCCUAACCUCCUGAAUCCUAAUUACUCAGUAUAGAGGGAUCUUAGAGUGAGUCAGAAAUUAAGAGAGAUGAAGGAUUCGUCCAAAGUAAUCAUGGGAGCAACACUGGUAAUGAUAGUGGGCAUUGCUAUACUGUUAGGCCUAAUCAUAAUUCUCUUAGCUGAGCUCUACUGCUCCAUGUUACUUCGCCGCCGCCGGCGAAAUUCCAAAUCGUCUCUAACUUCUACAUUUCCCAUAUCCAUGGCUCCCACAGCCAUUGGUACUACUAAUUCUGAGCAGAAGCGUUCUGUGACUCCAUCUCUCAGUGAUUUCUAUGCUCAAGGUGUUCUAAAUGCUCCAAGAAACUUGCUCUUUCCUUCACUUCAUCAUGGCAAUGCUGCUGUUGACCUGGAGAAGCAACAUUCUGUUCGGCUUUAUGAUAAAGUUUUCGAUUCCCCGAUUCAAGAAAUCAGGUCGAGCCCUGAUUAUCGCACCCGGGCUACCGCGUUUUCGCUGGAAUCUUCCCCUUCGUUCGUGAAGCUUGCACCUCCAAAACUCGUGUACGAGGUUCCUCACCAUCAAUGCACCAGUGGCACUUAUGAUGAUGAUCAACAAGAUUGUGGUGGCAGCAGCAAGGAAACGUAUAUCUACAUUUGCAAUCCAAUUUACGACAACAAUUCUAACAGAUUCUCUAGCAGGAGGCUGGAUACACCGUUUGAAACGCCCGAUUCCUCGCCUUCUCGUCUAGAAACCAAUGGUAAUUCGUCCAUUGGAGGAGAAGAAGAAGAAGAAGAGAAACACGUUGUUCAAUCUUCACCAAUAACUACUCCUCCAUUAACUCCAAUGAAAAAGCUUCCUGCUGAGGGAAUUUCAAUUAGUCUCAGGGACCCUCGUUCGUUGCCAACUUCAGGCAGUGAAUCCAACAGCAACAAUGAAGUUAUUUCAUCAAUAUUAUCAUCAGGGUCUCCUUGUACAACAUCUCCAUCCUGGUGAAAAAAAUUCAGAACUUAGGUUUCUGAAGGUUACCUCGUAAUUUGGGUGUCACAGAGAAAAGUUGCUGCGAAAGUUAAAUCUCAGACUCAUUCGGGAAAAAGGGAAGAAAAUUUUUUUGGCAGCUUUUCGUUUCAGGCGUGACUAGCUCUUCAACCCAGAACCACGCCUAUGUAAUCCAAAAUGUCCCUUUCUUUGUGUACUCUAGUUUUUUGUAUUCACUUACCCCGCUUGCUUAGUUCAAGAAUGCCAUUUUUAUUUUUCUGGAUUAAUUUUUUUAGCUUUGUCUAUUAGCCAUAGGAAGAGGAAACAAGGCGUUCGACCCCUGAUUCGUGUUGGGAUUAUAACGUUUGCACGUGAAAGAGAGGUAGGUGGACCAAAGGAAGAAAGAAAUGGCAAAGAAAAUCUCUGUUUUUCAUGAGCUUUUGUUGUAUGCUUUAAUUAAAUUGCUGAUUUCCAUGCAUGAAGAGGGCCAAGUUUGCCAAUUUGUGCUUUUGCUUUUGUCCACUUUGAAUAAGAUGAGUUAGCCGUUAGUAUCUAGGCAAAUGGAAAAAAAGAUCAGGUCCCAUGAAAAGAAGAAGCUUCAGUUGUCGGAG
Molecule: messenger RNA, 1771 nt
Organism: Oldenlandia corymbosa var. corymbosa
Lineage: Eukaryota; Viridiplantae; Streptophyta; Magnoliopsida; Gentianales; Rubiaceae
Source: the annotation of a GenBank genome assembly